AUGAAGGCUCUAGCCACGGAGAUGACAACAAGUUUCGGCAAAAGGCUGGCUCCGUUAGGUUUACAAGUGCGGGAAUUGACUGGAGAUACGACUCUUUCCAAGAAGGAAAUUUCCGAGACACAGAUGCUGGUGUUGACACCUGAGAAGUGGGAUGUUGUUACAAGGAAAGGCGCCAGCGACAACUCCUUGACAUCACUUGUCAGGCUGUUAAUCAUUGAUGAAGUUCAUUUGCUGCACGACGAUCGAGGCCCAGUUAUCGAAACUAUUGUUGCUCGAACCCUACGACAGGUGGAAAUUUCUCAAACGGGAAUUCGUAUCGUUGGCUUGUCGGCGACGUUGCCAAACUAUGUAGAUGUUGCAAGAUUUUUACGAGUUAAUCCCUACAAAGGACUUUUCUACUUUGAUGGACGCUUUCGACCUGUUCCUCUUACGCAGAAGUAA
Messenger RNA from Cooperia oncophora, 441 nucleotides. Lineage: Eukaryota; Metazoa; Nematoda; Chromadorea; Rhabditida; Trichostrongylidae. The record is from the annotation of a GenBank genome assembly.